AUGGACUUCCUGCCAGAAAACCUCCAAACCCUCCUCCAACACCCUUCAAUCAACUACCUCCGCACCUCAACCCAAGCCCAAGUAACAACCCACCUCGCCAACCUCCGCACAGCUUACGUGCAGCCCUGCCUCAUUGAACCGCUCUCAUCCUUCCUCGCUUCAACAGCCUCCUGGUCCACAGCUGCCAUGCCAGACCUCGUAACUGUCGUCCUGCUCGGCGUCUUGCUUCUCAUCUCCCUCCGCAUCCUCGACUAUGCGCGCCGCCUUAUUAUGUUCUGGGUCGUGCUGGCGCUGCGGCUGGUCUUCUGGGGUACACUGCUGGGUUUUGCGUGGUAUGUGUACCGCGUUGGGGUUGAGAAUGCGGGGCGGGAUCUUGGAUGGUUGUGGGGUAUUGUUUUGGGGUUUGUGGAGGAUUUUCAGGCGCGGAGUGCUGCUGCUGCUGCUAACGCGAAUGCGAAUGCAAAUGCGGCUAAUGCGGGCAGUGGUCCUGGUGUUGGGGCUGCUUGGGGUGCUGGGAGAGGUGCGAAUCGGGGGUCUUCGUGGGGUUGGUGA
Messenger RNA from Penicillium alfredii, 552 nucleotides. RefSeq names its product Apq12 family protein. The record is from RefSeq and is a predicted model, not a curated record. Lineage: Eukaryota; Fungi; Ascomycota; Eurotiomycetes; Eurotiales; Aspergillaceae. Bases 1 to 552 code for a protein of 183 amino acids. The transcript is spliced from 2 exons.